Messenger RNA from Centruroides sculpturatus (bark scorpion), 1447 nucleotides. Its product is annotated as cytochrome P450 3A11-like. The record is from RefSeq and is a predicted model, not a curated record. Bases 145 to 1365 code for a protein of 406 amino acids. The transcript has 12 exons. Gene Ontology annotation, molecular function: iron ion binding; oxidoreductase activity, acting on paired donors, with incorporation or reduction of molecular oxygen; steroid hydroxylase activity. NCBI's taxonomy places the organism in Eukaryota, Metazoa, Arthropoda, Arachnida, Scorpiones, Buthidae.
AUAGGAGAUGGUAUAUAUGGGAAAAUCGUUGGAUUUUAUUUAGGUCCUAGGCCAUUUUUGAUUGUGGCUGAUCCAGAAUUAUUGAAAAUCAUUCAAGUGAAGGAAUUUAAAAAUUUUGUGAAUAAGGAUCUUAUUUUUCCUGAUAUGGGUGUACCACUUAAAUAUAUAACAGAAUCAAUAGAAAUAGCUAAAGAUGACAAGUGGAGAAACUCUAGAUAUUGCUUAAAUGCUGCCUUUAGUACAGGAAAGAUAAAAAAUAUGGUAAAAACUAUAAACGAAGCUAUUGAUAUAUUUAUGAAAAAAAUGGAAGAAAAUGACUCAAAGCCAUUCGACGUUAUGGAUACGUGUAAAAGAUUAACCUUUGAUGUGAUAUGUAGAACUACGUGCGAAAUAUCGACUAAUAUUCAGAAUAACGAAAAAAAUAUAUUUACUGAUUCCCUUGAACACGUUUUUCAAUUUGGUACUAGUGAAAUGCUCGAUAGGAUUUCUAUGUGCUUUCCUGAACUCGAGCCCAUUCCAACAAGAUUAAGAUGGCUAAAAGAUUCUAUAAGAACUUUUUUUAAUCUUCCAUCUGCUGGAAUAAUUUCAAAAACAUGCGAAAAUAUAAUAAAAUCUAGAAAAGAAACCAAGCAGAAUCCAGCUGUUAACCUUCUUCAAUUAAUGUUAAAUGCUAGUCAAAAUAAUGAAAAUGAAGACAGUGAAGGACAAUCUGAAGUGAAAAAUAAAGCGAUAACUUUGUCUGAUGAAAGUAUCAUCGCAAAUACUUUCUUAUUUUUAGUCGGAGGAUAUGAAACUAUUGGAUCGACUUUGGGUUAUUGUCUUUAUAAACUUGCUGAAAACUUUGAUGUGCAAGAAAAAGUAAGAGAUGAAAUAAACAAUCAUCUAUAUGAAAAGGAAGACAUAGAGUAUAGUGAUCUUGCAAAUUUACAAUAUUUGGAUCAAGUUAUAGCAGAAAUUUCGCGUUUGUUUCCGGUAUAUUUCCCAGGAGUGAAUAGAGUAUCUUCUACAGAAUUCAGAUACAAAGAUAUUGUAAUACCUAAAAACUCUGUAGUGACUGUCCCACUUUGGUAUUUGCAUAGAAGUCCUGACUAUUGGUCAUCGCCGGAGAAGUUCAUGCCAGAAAGAUUUUCCGCUGAAAAUCGCUCUACAAUCGAUCCUUUUGUGUAUCAACCAUUCGGUGCGGGACCCAGAAGUUGUUUAGGAAUGAGAUUAGCUCAAAUCGUUAUCAAAUUAGCCCUUGUUCGUCUAUUAAAAUCGUACAGAUUAGAAAAAACAGAUGAUGAUGAGACAUUGGAGCUGAAUUAUCAAAUUGUUUUCGUACGUCCCCAGAAAAAUUUAUUUAUUCGAGCAGUACCUAUAGAAUGAAAUUUUUUUAUUUUGAAAUAUAUGCUAUGUUUUUAACAUUUUAUAAUUUAGAAAAAUUUAAAUUAAUUCGUUGAUAUAAUAU